AUGACUGGUAAAACAAAAGAAGAAGUUCAUAAGGAAUUGUUUGCUGCUGGAGUUACUGGCGACUUAUUAAAUUCACUUGCAUUGCAUAAAAGUUUCAAGGGUAAUCGUCCAUCUAAUUCCAUUGUGUUCACCAAAUUGACACCAUAUAUUUUGGGCGCUUUGAUUGCUAUGUAUGAACAUAAGAUAUUUGUUCAAGGAAUUAUAUGGAAUAUUAAUUCUUUUGAUCAAUGGGGUGUGGAGCUGGGAAAAGUGUUAGCCAAGAAAAUUCAACCAGAAUUAACUACCAAUGAGCUGGUUACUAGUCAUGACUCUUCAACAAAUGGAUUAAUUGCAUUUAUUAAAAAUCAUCGAAAGUAA
Molecule: messenger RNA, 357 nt
Organism: Schistosoma curassoni
Lineage: Eukaryota; Metazoa; Platyhelminthes; Trematoda; Strigeidida; Schistosomatidae
Source: the annotation of a GenBank genome assembly